AUGUCAGCCGAGCAGCAACAAGGAACAAAUGCUGUGACUGUUGAGGAAAUGGGAACUCAGGAACAGGAGCCAAAGAAAGGUAAUCUAGUAGUUUGGUGUUUUAUCUUCUCUCUCAAGCAAAAGACCUUUACAGUGGAAGAAGCUGUGGAAACAAUUGGUUUUGGAAGAUUUCACAUUGCACUUUUUAUGAUCAUGGGUAGCACUGGUGUGGUAGAAGCAAUGGAAAUCAUGCUGAUUGCUGUAGUGGGUCCUGUCAUCCGGUGUGAAUGGCAGCUUAAAAAUUGGCAAGUGGCUUUAGUGACAACAAUGGUGUUUUUUGGCUACAUGGUGGCUAGUGUAACAUUUGGGAUGCUAGCAGAUAAAUUUGGCCGUUGUAAGGUUUUAAUCAUCUCUUUUGCAUGGGGAGCCUAUUUCUCUUUGCUGACAUCAUUUUCUCCUUCAUACAUCUGGUUUGUCUUUCUCCGAGCCCUCGUGGGAUGUGGAGUAUCAGGUCAUUCACAAGGGCUUAUAAUAAAAACAGAAUUUUUGCCCACAAAAUACCGUGGUUAUAUUUUGCCAUUAUCACAGAUAUUUUGGUUGUCAGGCUCCUUAUUAAUUAUUGGAUUGGCAUCAGUUGUUAACCCAACUCUUGGGUGGCGGUGGCUGAUACGAAUUGCUUCUAUUCCAGGCAUUCUACUUCUCCUUGUAUUUAAGUUUAUCCCUGAGUCUGCUCGAUAUAAUGUAUCUUGUGGAAAUGAUAAUGCAGCCCUUGCUACCCUCGAGUGGAUUGCUAAAAUGAACCAUUCUGUUAUGCCUGAAGGAAAGUUGGUAGAAACUGUUGAAGAAAAACGAGGUAGAUUGAAAGACCUAUUUGAUCCCAAAUACUUACGGACAUCUUUGCAAAUAUGGAUUAUAUGGCUUGGAAUUUCUUUUGCUUAUUAUGGUGUCAUCCUGGCCAGUGCAGAAUUACUGGAGAAGGAUCUGGUUUGUACAACAGGAGGAGGAUCAGCUUUAGAGGCAGAGCUGGGCCAUACUCAGGAUGAGUUUCAGAGCCCUUGUCUCUGCUAUACCUUUGCACCAUCUGAUUAUCAGAUCAUGUUCAUCAGCACAGUAGGAGAAAUUGCAUUAAAUCCCUUAAAUAUUCUUGGCAUCAACUUCCUGGGAAGACGAGUGAGCUUGACAAUAACAAUGGGAUGCACUGCUGUUUUCUUUCUUCUCCUCAAUAUAUGCACCACAAUGACUGGUCUUAUUGGUUUCCUCUUUAUGCUGCGUGCUUUUGUAGCUGCAAAUUUCAAUACUAUCUAUAUUUACACAGCGGAGGUUUAUCCUACCACCAUGAGAGCCAUUGGAUUAGGGACCAGUGGCUCUCUAUGUCGUAUAGGUGCUAUGGUAGCACCUUUUAUAGCACAAGUACUUAUGAAUGCUUCUUUCCUGGGGGCACUGUGCCUUUUUGCCUUGGUUUGCAUUGUGUGUGCUAUCUCGGCAUUCACUCUACCAAUAGAGACCAAAGGGAGAUCACUUCAGGUGGGUAAUUCAGCUUGCUUCUGA
Messenger RNA from Protobothrops mucrosquamatus (brown spotted pit viper), 1527 nucleotides. It is a transcript of the gene SVOPL, whose product is annotated as SVOP like. Gene Ontology annotation, biological process: transmembrane transport. Gene Ontology annotation, molecular function: transmembrane transporter activity. Gene Ontology annotation, cellular component: membrane. The transcript has 14 exons. Lineage: Eukaryota; Metazoa; Chordata; Lepidosauria; Squamata; Viperidae. The record is from RefSeq and is a predicted model, not a curated record. Bases 1 to 1527 code for a protein of 508 amino acids.